AAUUGUAUGUUUAUUGUUGCUUGCUUAGCAGUUCACAAUUAAAUUGGUUUUGCCUGAUUUUUUUCUGGUGCUCUUAAAAUCAAUUCAUGGAAAUGGUUAACCAUUUCUUGUAGCUGAUUGAGUCUGUAAUGUCUGGAUAUUAAUUAGAUAGUUGAGAUUUAAAGUGAUUCAAUAGGCGGUGUUUUUUAAUCAAAUAUCCACCUUCUACUUGUAAUACUAACAAUCAAAUUGAAAUCAAUUUUAGUGGCAAAACAUUGAAUUGUUUAUAAGUUGUGAUUGAUCGUCCAUUUGCUUCAGUGUAACUGAUUAAGUGUAAAGUGUAAACAUAAACAAUUGAACCCAAGCCAUAAGCCAUUGGAUUACUUAAGUUGCUAUUUGAUUUGUGGUGAAUAAACCAAAAUCCGUGACAAAAUGAAAAUUGCCAUUCCAUUGGUGCUGAUAGUGCUUCAAUAUUGUCAUUUAAGUUUAACAACUGGUGUGUCAAACAAAGAUGAUAAAAAUACCUUAACUGCCUCCGAAUCUCAUAAAGAUGAAUCUUAUGUUGAAUUAAUGAAGAUGGAUAUCAUUCCUCAGUUUGUGCAUGGAUGGGGACAUCAUGGUUGGGGUCAUGAAAAGAAAUGCAAAGAAGAUCAUGGAUGGGGUCAUGGAGGACACGGUCAUGGAUGGGGUGGCCACGGAGGCCACGGGCAUGGUCAUGAUUGGGGCUGGGGUGGCUGGGGUCACGGUGGAGGCCAUGGAGGUGGACAUGGUAAAAAGUGUGGACAUGAUCACGGUUGGGGCUGGGGUGGUCAUGGAAGUGGUCACGGAGGUGAUCAUGGCUGGGGUUGGGGUGGACAUGGACAUGGACAUGAUAAGAAAUGCGGACACGAUCAUGGUUGGGGAUGGGGUCAUGGAGGAGGUCACGGCGGUGGUCAUGGCUGGGGCUGGGGCUGGGCUUGAUCCAAGUCGAUGUGAUUCCUUGUACUCUAUGUAAAAAACCUUGUAUGUGAAAAUUGUAAAAAGUAUUCAUUCCAUAUUUAUUGAAGUUAAUAAUGAAAUCAAUAAAAUUGACUCUCUAACACAGAGACUAAAAUAUUGAAAUUGA
Molecule: messenger RNA, 1084 nt
Organism: Tetranychus urticae (two-spotted spider mite)
Lineage: Eukaryota; Metazoa; Arthropoda; Arachnida; Trombidiformes; Tetranychidae
Source: RefSeq, a predicted model, not a curated record